CUGACUCGCUGAGGAAGAAGAAGGCGGCAUGAAGGAGGAGGAAAUACCGGUGAAUAACCAUGAGUCAGGCAGCGGACACAGUUAGGUAGCAAGUUUAAUCUUAAAUACUUUCAAACUAGUGACUGUCAUCUCUUGUCUCCCACUAAUGGCGGAUUUUGGCGGGAAUGGUGGCCGCCAAACUGAAGAACAUGACGAGACAAACAGCAGAAAUGUCCCUGAGCCUGUGUGCGGGACAGGUGACCCCGCGGUGACGGUCCCUCGGGAGCUCUGGUCCUCAAAUCACGACCAUAAGAAAAAAAUUGUCCUGCAUGUCGACCUCAACAACACGAUACUGGUGUCGGACGCCGUGACGGGCCAGGGGACAGUUGCUGCUCUGGACUAUUUCCUCACAACCGUCACCUGGGGGAAAAUGAGCAAACAUGGAAAAUGGGAAUGGUUGAGUGACUCGCCCUCCCUGCUCCCACCGUGCAAGGAUGCUGUCAGUUACUACUCUCAGUUUGGACGGAUACCUGGCUUCACCUCAGCUGUAGGACGACGUUUCCGCGGACUUCUGGAUGCACAUCUGGAUCUGCUUCGCUGGCCGGAGGGUGUCAAGGAACACAAAGAGCUGUCUGUAAAAGGAGAGGAUGGACGACUGUACCACUGGAUCCUCCCCUCUUUCUUCCAGCUCCUCAAAGACCUGGUGCAGGAAGGACGGGAAUUUGCCAUCCUGUUUCGUACGUUUGGGACGGACCUACCUCGUGUGCUGAGAGCUGUACACAGAGCACUUAAUGAAGGGGCUCAUCCACUGUUCCCUGAUCUGCCUGAUCUGAAGUUAAGUGUGAAUAUGACUCCAGGCAAGAUCCGCUGCAGCAAGAGGGGAAUCGUCCUGAGUCGAGCUGAGGACCGCGUGACGACUCGAGAAGGAGAGAGAGGACUUUAUCAGUACUUGAGCUCAGUCCAGGGCCUGGGAGGGUUUCAGGACCACUUUGACUGGUGGGCCAGUAAUACGUUCUCCAUCCAGGGGGGGAAGCCGUUGUGGGUCGACCCCUUUGACCAGCAGGUUCAGCACAUCUUCAUAGAUGACAACAUACGACAAAAUGACGAGGAUACUAUCGUUCACCCCAAGGUUUUCUUGGACCCAGGUGGCAAUGAGACUCGUAUAGCCUGCACCUCUGAGCUGUACGACAUCACCUUGGUCCAGAACGACCUCCUCCGGGCCAUCUCUGACCCCAACUACUUCACUCAGCGUGUCCACAUCUGCCUGGAAAAUUAUGAGAGGAAUCUCCAGCAGGGGGCAGGCUAGAACACACUGUGUCUAUGUGACAAACUCCAGUUUUGGGAACAGUAAACCCAAAUACUACCAUCCCAGCACAGACAGAGGAUGGAGGCACAGUAGACUGUAGGUAGGAUUAUUUAACAAAAAGGUUGAAGACUUAUUGAAUGACUCGAGUUCAUCCAAACACAAAUGUAGGAGGUUUACAUCUGGAGGAAGGUUACAUUAAUAAGUGUGUUGAUGAGGAGGGAUUACUGUUAUUAUCUUAAGAUCAAAUCUUCUGGAAAAUUUCCAGAAAGACAGAAUAAAUGCACUUCAGUGAUCACUUAAAAGUGUGGCAGCUAGAUAACUAGGACACACAUACUUGUACUCCAGGACAACAGUAAAAUGAUGUCAGCUCAGAAAAAUAGCACUUCACAAUUAGACCGUACAGUCUGCUGUCCUGAGGUGAACCAUCACAAAAAGAGUUGUUGACUUAAUUAAGCACUACCGUGGCCAGGUCAGACUCUUUGAUUGCAGAAAAGGCUCUGACUAAUCACGCCACAGGAUAAUUGCCCUGACUCUGUGAAAUUUGUGUCAGACGGCAUAAUUGGGGUCAGAUGUGGUAAAAAGUGUUGUGUUAGUUGUCUAGAGAGUGAAAUCCACUGGGGAUUUACUUCAGCUCCUUAUUUGUCAUACUCAGGUUGUUACACUCUCCCUUUUAUUUUAACUCUGUCUGCAUUGUUUACAUCCACUCAGAACUGAAAAGUAAUACUUGAUUAUUUCCAGAUGACUGAAAAGGCAUCUCAUUACUGAGUAAUUUAAGGGUGAUACUUCAUAAGCACAUUAUAAAUGCUUUGUAGUCAGAUAAAUCAAACUCGUAGCUUGUCUGGUCUGGUAUGAAGACAUGGCUACCAAGAAUCACAAAACACACCAGGUUAGGUUUGUUACAAUACAUACAUACAUACAUUAAACAAAGUAAUAUCUUCUGGAAGCCACUGAUGCAUAAUUAGAUUGAGUUUGGGAUUUGUUUGUACUGAAUUAUUUACUGCAGUUUUUAUUAUUUGAAAGCACCCUUGUGUGAAACAUUUAGUAAGUUGAAUGUGUUUGGAAUAUAUGGUCAUUUUUGCUUGGAGGGUUUUAGGAUGUAUUUAUUGUUUAGAUUCCGGGGUGGUUUUUAAUUGCUUUAUUUUUCUCAGGUCAGUUUUAUAGAGACAGCUGAAUGCAAACUACCAAUAAUCUAAAGAAAGAUAAUCAAAUGCAGGUUUCUGAAUACCACUGAAAACAGUGGAGUGACGAUAGCAGUGUUAGUCUUUCGGUAUAUCCGAGCAAGGAUCUCCUUGAAGACGACUGAGUGCAUGUCAGAAAUACAAAGCCGAAGCUGCGAUGGAAAGCUUUGCUGGUGGUGGCAACAUUACAGUCUUUUAACAUUGUUUUGGCUCAGUUUUCGCAACUCAGUUUCAAUUUGCAAAAGUCUUAACACAAUAAACUCUUCCUCAAAAUCUCACAUAAGACACAAAAUUAAAAUGUCUACUGAAUUAGCAGCAAGUUUAUCAGAGCAUCACAUUGUGUAUGUUUGCCACAGAAUUUAAAUAAUUGUUGCAUUUUAAAAUCAAAUGGCCAUUAAUCAGGUAAUGCUGUCAAACAGUAUCUACAUUAAUUCUGCGGAAAUCAUUCUUCCAAGAUAAUACAUACAAUAGUAGAAAAAUGUGCAGUUUUGCAGAAGGCUAACUGCAAAAUAAUGACCUCACUGUAUCAGCCUUUUACUGCUCUGUAUUCACCGCAAAUUUUAUUACUUAUUAUUCAAGACACCAAAUCUGAAGAUAUUUUGAUUACUCUGAAGUCUGAUAAUCUAAAAUACCGUACACUACAGUAAUACUGUAUUUCUAAAAAGCAGGAAAAAAUGCAAACACACGUCUUAUUCUGUGGUAAGGUAAAGCCUAAUGUAGCUCUUUGCAUUAAGACCGAAGACCGAAACCGAAGCUCUAACAUGAAAACGUAGCAGUUAUGAAAUACUGUAAUGUUGUGCAUUGAAGUCACAUCUAAACCACAUAGUUUUCAUCAAUUCUAAUGCUGUCGUAACUUUGAAUGCACAUCCCAUCAAAAGUUGAAAUGUUUCAUUUAUUUAUUUCUCUGAUGUCAAACAUUGCCAUCCACUGUUAAAUAAACCUUUUAAGUUUUUUGUUAA
Lates calcarifer (barramundi perch) is the source of this 3422-nucleotide messenger RNA. RefSeq lists its product as uncharacterized. The record is from RefSeq and is a predicted model, not a curated record. The transcript is spliced from 6 exons. The coding region runs from base 146 to 1285 and encodes 379 amino acids. Lineage: Eukaryota; Metazoa; Chordata; Actinopteri; Centropomidae.